Molecule: messenger RNA, 1559 nt
Organism: Pimephales promelas (fathead minnow)
Lineage: Eukaryota; Metazoa; Chordata; Actinopteri; Cypriniformes; Leuciscidae
Source: RefSeq, a predicted model, not a curated record
GUUGCUAAACCACACUUUGCUGCAAAAUAAUUUUUGUUGCCGCUAGGGUGCGUCUAGAUUUCUAGGCUAGUUUUCCACAUGACCUCCACAUCAUCAAGCAGAACCAUAGAGGUGUUGCGCAAUCUAUUUGCUGCAUAUGGUCUUCCGGAAGAGGUUGUGUCAGAUAAUGGACCCCAAUUCGCCUCCGCAGAAUUCAAGCAGUUCCUUGACAAAAAUGGAGUAAAACAAACUCUGGUACCACCAUAUCAUCCAGCGUCAAAUGGAGCGGCUGAGAGGUCGGUGCAAAUACUGAAGAUGGCGCUGGUGAAGCAAGUUCUUGACGCAAGGGGACAUCCCAGCAUCUCUCUGCAGCACAGGCUGUCAAACUUUCUGCUCAUGUACAGGGCGACGCCGCACGCAGUCACCGGUCGCUCCCCGGCUGAGCUGUUUUUAAAGAGAGAACUUCGCACCCGGUUCAGUCUUUUGAGACCAGAUCUGUCACGCACUAUAGAGCAUCAGCAGGCAAAGCAAAAGCUCUAUCAUGAUAAAGACAGACUGAAAUUGAGAGAGUUUCAGGAAAAUGACCAAGUCAGAGUGAAAAACUUCAGAGGAGGAGAUGAGAAAUGGACUGCCACGACGGUCAUAAAGCGCUUAGGUCCUGUGACAAACCGAGUCUGGGAAGGAAACAGACAACGAUCAGUUCAUGUGGACCACAUGCUGUGGAGAAGAGGAGAACUUAAGGAACUGGAGUCAUGCACACCGUUUGAGGGCCGGGACCUUACAUCCGAUGCCUCACUAGAGCCUGAUCUAGUAGAGGCCAGCGAAUUGAAACUGCCUGACUCCGACUCCUCAGAGAAGGGCAUCUGCCUGGGCCCAACAUUGUCGGGCAAUGUUACGUCCCCUCUGGGCAGCCAUAGCAGCACUGCUGUUGUACCUCCCGUAGUGCAGCCAAGGAGAAAUCCAGAGAGACUCAGGAAGGCUCCCAAGAGAUUGGACUUAUAAGGUGUCGGAAAAAGAAAAAUGGAACGACUGUUCUUGGUUCAAGAAGAUCUUGAAAGUUAAGUUUGGUUUGUUUGUGUGUGUUUUGUUUUCCCCCAGGUUUAAGCUUAAAGGGGAGGAAUGUAAUAAACUUGUUUUAUAUUUGUUGGGGGUUCUCAUGGGGCGAAGGCAGUAAGGUGAUUGGUUCAUAGUCACAUGACUCAGUGUAAUCAGGAAGCUCAGCAAUGUGCACGGAGCUGUGGAUGUGUGAUGAUUGCCGCUGUUCUUGGAAGUGAUCAGUAAAACUUAUUGAGUAUUGCAACCACCGUUUCCAGUGCCUCAUUCGAACUACAAGAUAUCACAGAAUCUGCUCCUUGAUCCUUGUUUCCUGAGUCCGGUAAUCUCCCUGAGUCUCGUUUGCUGAUGGAUGAUCUGAAAGAGAAAGACAUGUAUCACUGGACUGUGUUAGUUUGAUGUUGAUUACACUGAAGAGGAUCUGCCCACCUGGAAUCCUUCCUGCAACGUAUCCUCCUCGAAUUCACCACUGAAACUUUGAACACUCACCUUUGAACUUGAAAUAAAGAUUUAUGUUUAUUUACUUA